This is a messenger RNA of Cynara cardunculus var. scolymus (artichoke), 1570 nucleotides long. Its product is annotated as receptor-like protein 13. Bases 1012 to 1500 code for a protein of 162 amino acids. The record is from RefSeq and is a predicted model, not a curated record. NCBI's taxonomy places the organism in Eukaryota, Viridiplantae, Streptophyta, Magnoliopsida, Asterales, Asteraceae. The transcript has 5 exons. Gene Ontology annotation, molecular function: protein binding.
CUUCUACUAUGAUUAAAUGAUGUCAUAUGUGAAAAAGUUUAUGGGUCGUCCUCAGUCUAGUAAUAGUGAUGGAGAAAAAGUAAUGAAUAUUUGGAUCAAACUAGUUUUAAAAUGUAAAUUUGAAAACGUAGUACUCAUACCACAUGAUUGAUGUUGUACUUCAUGUGACAGAAUUAGCUYAUCUCACUACCAUGGAGAAGUUGGAUUUAAGUGAUAAUAUGCUCGAUGGCACACCAAGUAUUCAAGAUUGUAGAAGAUUAUCAAGAUUGAAAAAGUUGGAGAGUAUAACUCUUCGCAAUAACAACUUCAACAAUAGCAUCAUUUCAUGCUUAAGUACUAUUACAUUCCUCAAGACUCUUGAUCUUGCAUACAACUCAUUAAGAGGUUCCUUCCCCAUCCAAGGUAUGUUYUUAAAUACAAAAAGUCAUCUUUACUUGUAAUACCCUGAAAGCGGGUUUGAGAGCUCACCUACCCUUUUAAGAGCUUUCCUGAUUUCUCACUUUCCCACCCUUCACUACAUAACCACCAACACUCCAUGUUUUUUAGAAAAAAAAAACAUUGAUGGCUAAAGGGUGAAGAGUUCACUUAACCCAUUUUGCAAACUCUGUGGYUAUUUGUAAAAAGUUUGAAAUGUGAUGAAACGCGUUUUAAAAUGGCUAUUUUAGUGAUUAACUUUUACUGUUAUCUAUUAAUCUGACAUUCUAAUUUUCUAUUUGUGUGCAAAAUCAUUUGGGUUGAAAGAGUUGGAGACACUUGACUUGAGCCAUUGUGACCUUGAGUCACCCACAUUUAAUGGUUGGAUUGUUAAAAAGUGUUCAUAAAAAAAAAACUGCCACAAUGUACGAUAUUUAUAAGGACUAUGUGAUGAACAAAAUUAAGAACUUCAUUUGUCAUGUUCAGUUUUUGUUACAUACAUCGAUUAUCGAGUAACGAUUAUCGUAUGAAUAUUUGGAUCAAACUUGUGGAACAUGAUUAAUUUAUGCUUUAUUUCACGUGRCAGAAUUAGCCCAUAUGACUAACUUGGAGGAGUUGGAUUUAAGCUGGAAUUUUGGGUUCAAUGACACACCAAGUAACCAAGAUUGUAGAAUAUUAUCAAGAUUGAAAAAGUUGGAGAGUGUGAAUCUUGACCAUAACWACUUCAACAAUAGCAUCAUUUCAUGCUUAAGUACUAUUCCAUUCCUCAAGACUCUUGAUCUUUCAUGGAAUUGGUUCGGAGGUUCCUUCCCCAUCCAAGAAUUAGCCCAUAUGACUAACCUCGAGAAGUUGGAUUUAAGCUCGAACGGGUUCAAUGACACACCAAGUAUCCAAGAUUGUAGAAGAUUGUCAAAACUGAAAAAGUUGGAGAGUGUAACUCUUUCCUAUAACUACUUCAACAAGACCAUCAUUUCAUGCUUAAGUGCUCUCUCAUCCCUCAAGACUCUUGACCUUUUAGAGAAUUAUUUGCUAAGAGAUUCCUUUCCCAUCCGAGGCAUGUUCGAAAAGACUAAAUUUAAUCUUUAGUAUCAUCAAUUACUUUUGUCAUUCUAAUUUUCCUUUUAUAUGCAGAAUUAUCUGGCUUGAAAGAGUUGGA